AUGACGUCAUCAUUCAAGAUGCCAAAUCAAUUAGAGUGGAGACAUGCCUCCGUUGGAUUCCUGACCAAAUCAACACACACCUCAAAAAAUAAAAAAAAAAAAGUUGAAGUCAAAAAUUUACUUCUACUAUUCAGUGGCGAAACAACUUACAUCGGUGGCUUUAGUAUACCAUCGAAUCCAAUACUUAGUUCCCAAUAUCAAUCAUCUAGUAUUUCCAAUGGACUUGUAUUCACCACCUACUGUCCCACUGUAACACCCAUGUUGACAAUUAUUGAUUUAGACAAUCAAACAACAGAGACAAUCACCUUUAAAGGAACCACUUGCGAUAUGUAUGCCUUUGGACAAUAUGACAACUCUACCCAAACAUUCUAUAUGGUUGGUUGGACUGAUAAAAAGGCUAGCAGCCUUACUUUCAGCACCUACUCUAUGAUUACCAAAGAGAUCACCAAUGUGGAGUUUGAAUAUAAUUUGAAAUACAUAGGACAUGUCCAAACCAUCUACCUCUUUGAAUCCCAACUCUAUGCUUGCAUCAUUCAAUUUACAUAUGCUGAAGUCCUCCUCCUCGACUUUGAAACAAAGUCGUACAAGAGCAUAUUCAAACUCGACAUUGCGUUCCCAGGAGGCCAAUUUAUAUUCGAUCCAAGAGGAUAUAUUGUGGGAAUGAUGGUUGAAGAUGAUCAAGCCCAAUAUGGUGUUUACACGAUCGAUCUCCGCACAUUGACAACUACACAACACACCAUUCCAGUCAAAGACUAUCAAACCUUGUCAAACAUCGAGGCGGUUAAACAAGUAUCUUCACGAGAUGACAACCACUUGGCGUACGCAUCAACAUUUCAUUCAAAUUAUUAUUAUUUUUGGUGUUGUUGUUGUAAGAUUGGCAAUAAUAAUAAUAAUAAUACCUACCUCUACCUUUUUGGACCAAAUGAUUGGAAUAUAAGAUUCACCAACACAGUAAUAUUACCUCCAAUCAGUAGAAAUUCAUCGCUAUUUGACGAUGGUAGUAUACCACCAUUCAAUUCUACCAAAUCCGCUCCAGGUAUAGUGAUCGAGGAAGCACCAAGUCAACAUUAA
This is a messenger RNA of Cavenderia fasciculata, 1071 nucleotides long. RefSeq lists its product as uncharacterized. Lineage: Eukaryota; Evosea; Eumycetozoa; Acytosteliales; Cavenderiaceae. The record is from RefSeq and is a predicted model, not a curated record. Bases 1 to 1071 code for a protein of 356 amino acids. The transcript has 6 exons.